Molecule: messenger RNA, 417 nt
Organism: Emiliania huxleyi CCMP1516
Lineage: Eukaryota; Haptophyta; Isochrysidales; Noelaerhabdaceae
Exons: 1
Biological process (GO): protein phosphorylation
Cellular component (GO): plasma membrane
Molecular function (GO): ATP binding; protein kinase activity
Source: RefSeq, a predicted model, not a curated record
GUUGGGCGCGGCGGCUUCGGCGUCGUCUAUGCGGUGGAGCUGCCCUCGCUGCCGGGCUGGGGCCGCGUCGCCGUCAAGCGAGCCCUCUCAGAGGUGGAUGCGAGGGAGGUGAUGGCCGAGGUGUCCAACUUGCGGAGGUGCGCGCACCGGGACGUAUUGCCGCUACUCGGCUACUGCGGCGCGCCACGUGCGGCUUGCAUCGUGACGGCGCUCAUGCGAGGCGGCUCGCUCGAUGACCACCUCCUGCUCUCACCCGACGCGCGGGCGCGGCUGCAGAAGCUCGGCUUCAAAGGCACUCCGGGCCUGUCGUGGUCGCAACGACUCUCGGCGCUCUGCGACGCGGCGAGGGCGCUGGUGCACCUCCACUCGAACCUCAUCCUCCACCGCGACGUGAAGACGGCCAACAUCCUGCUCGAC